Sporothrix schenckii 1099-18 is the source of this 1917-nucleotide messenger RNA. RefSeq names its product SNW domain-containing protein 1. The coding region runs from base 1 to 1917 and encodes 638 amino acids. Gene Ontology annotation, cellular component: spliceosomal complex. Gene Ontology annotation, biological process: mRNA splicing, via spliceosome. The transcript has 4 exons. NCBI's taxonomy places the organism in Eukaryota, Fungi, Ascomycota, Sordariomycetes, Ophiostomatales, Ophiostomataceae. The record is from RefSeq and is a predicted model, not a curated record.
AUGGCUUCGAUUGCGUCGUCACUGGCGCAGUCGCUGCCCAAGCCCAAGUACACGGGCGAAGACGAAGAGGCUCCGGUGCGGGCACAGCGAGGGCCGCGUAUCGUGAGCGCGGCGGACCUGGACGAGACACAGGUGGUUCUGAAGCGAACAACGGCACCGCCGUAUGGCCAACGACAGGGCUGGCGGCCACGGGCGCCUGAAGACUUUGGCGACGGCGGCGCGUUUCCAGAAAUUCCGUUCGCCCAGUACCCGCUCGACAUGGGCCGGCCGGGCGCCUCCGCCGCCAAGACCAAGAGCAACGCGCUGGCCGUGCAGGUGGACGGCGAGGGCAAAGUCAAGUACGACGCGAUUGCACGGCUGGGCCACGCAGACGGCCGCGUGAUCCACACGUCGUUCAAGGACCUGAUUCCGCUGCGGCAGCGCGCCGAGGCGGGCGACCUGAACCUGGACCGCCCGGACCAGGAGUCGGUGGCCGAGACGACGGAGCGGACCAAGAACGCGCUGGCGCUGCUGGUGAGCGGCGCGGUGGCCGCACAGAAGCCCAAGACGCUGGCGCACAUGGGCGGCCAGCGCAAGGAGGCAACCUACGUGCGGUACACGCCGGCGUCGCAGUUUGGCGACAGCAGCACGAAACAGGACCGCGUGAUGAAGAUUGUCGAGCGGCAGCGGGAUCCGCUCGAGCCGCCCAAGUUCAAACACAAGAAGAUCCCUCGCGGACCCCCCAGCCCUCCACCACCCGUCAUGCAUAGCCCGCCGCGCAAACUGACGGCGGCAGACCAGGAAGCAUGGAAGAUUCCACCACCCAUUUCCAACUGGAAGAACCCCAAGGGCUACACGGUUCCUCUCGAUAAGCGCCUAGCAGCUGCUGGCAAGGGCCUCGAGGACGUCACGAUCAAUGACAAGUUUGCACAGUUUUCCGAGGCACUAUUCAUGGCGGACCGACACGCACGCGAAGAGGUGCGCCAGCGCGCACAAAUGCAGCAGCGUCUGGCCGAGAAGGAGAAGCUGCAAAAGGAAGAGCACCUGCGCGAGCUGGCACAGCAGGCACGUGCUGAGCGCGCAGCCGCCGCAGGUCCCUCAUCUUCACGGCGGCCAGGGCGCGGAAGGGAACGGUCGCGGUCGUCGUCGGGCAGCCGCAGCAGCUACAGCGAUUCGCGGUCGCGGUCGCGGUCGUACGACAGUCGCAGGCGCAGUCGCAGUCGCGGCGGCAGCGAAGAGGAGGAGGACCGUGCCGUGCGUGCACGAGAAGAAGCGCGGCGCGAGAAGCGGCGCGAGGAAGAGCGCAAGCUGCGACAGUCACGCAUGGGUGCGGAGCGCCGCAUGCAGGUGCUGGCGCGUGAGCAGAACCGGGACAUUUCCGAAAAGGUGGCGCUGGGCCUGGCGAAGCCCACGGCGUCGGCCGAGGGCAUGUACGACUCGCGGCUGUUCAACCAAACGAGCGGCUUCGACAGCGGCUUCAACGAAGACAACCCAUACGACAAGCCGCUGUUUGCAGCGCAGGACGCGAUCAGCAGCAUCUACCGGUCGCGUGGCGGGCCCGGCGGCGCAGGCGGUGACGACGACUUCGACGACCCGGCGGCGGGCGACGCUGAGAUGGCCAAGAUUCAAAAGACGAGCCGAUUCGGCGAGGCGCUGGGUCGGGGCACGUUCAAAGGCGCGCGCGACGUCGAGGCGCGUGAAGGUCCCGUGCAGUUUGAAAAGGAGACGACGGGGCUGGGCGUGUCGGGCAGCGGCCCUGCCGGUAGCAGUGCGGCUGCAGACCCGUUUAAUGUGGACAAGUUUCUGUCCGAGGUGGAACAGGGACAGGGCCAGGGCGGCGCGUCAGCGGGCGGGAGCAAGCGCGGCUACGGAUUACAGGCUGACGGUGGCCCUUCAGCACGCCAGUCCAAACGGGCGCGUGUGGAGGAUGACGACUAA